Molecule: messenger RNA, 1677 nt
Organism: Cucurbitaria berberidis CBS 394.84
Lineage: Eukaryota; Fungi; Ascomycota; Dothideomycetes; Pleosporales; Cucurbitariaceae
Exons: 2
Coding region: 1-1677 (558 amino acids)
Cellular component (GO): nucleus
Molecular function (GO): protein binding
Source: RefSeq, a predicted model, not a curated record
AUGCGCAGGAAGCUCACCGACGACCUCAUCACACUGCAGCAAGAUACACCUGUGCAACCAUAUAGCGUCGUGCAUCGUCUCAAGCUCGCAAAAGCGUACAAAAGCCUAGGUUACCCUGAUCUCGCUAUUGGCGAUGCCUACAAGGCACUACUUUUGAUCGACGAGGUGGUAGAGGAAGGCGAAUACCACGACGAGGCAUUAGAGGCUGCCGAAGCAGACUUUCUUUUUGAACGAAUGGCAAGCCUAGCUGUACAUGACGACGCGAACAACUCGCUUGGCGAAAAGCAAGAAACAACGGCUUGGGCACAAACGAAGGCUUCGAGAAUAGCAUAUGAUCUCAUCAUCGGAUGUUUGAUUGACUGUGGAUGUCUUCGCAGCGCCUUUGACCAUAUUACUCGCGCGAUGAAAGCAUUCCCUGGCGACACCAUCUUUGAAACCUAUAAUGAAACAUUGUCGAAGCGAGUUGCCUCCGUCUUGGGCGUUCAGGGAGAUGAUGACCAUGGCGUUGACGUGGAGGACUACCCUGACAAAGGGCUGGUUCGUCGCGAGCAGUAUCCAUGGAACGACCACGAGCCCAACCGCUUUUCUGACGAAAGCCUAACAUUCCUUAAUGAGGAGCUGGCAAACAUAGCGCCAAGAUUGGAGGUCAGGAUCGCAGAGUUGCCUCUCCUGACGCCUAGCUUGGCAAGCAACGAAUCGGAUAAGGAAAUCCAAUACACGAAGCAGCUGGGCCUAUUUUCUAAAGAGGACGUCCCGCCAGGGGAUCAAAUUCUCGAGGAGAAGUCACUUUUGACAGCUGUCGCAAGACUUCACGAGGCAUAUUGCGACGCGUGCAGUGUAUUGCUGCCCAACUCUCUCGACACUGCAUCGGCUGAUGACACGGGAGCCAAGAUCGUCGCCUGCGAAGACUGUGAUGAGGUCUUUUUCUGCAGCACUGACUGCCAUGACCUUGCUCAGGACAGUUAUCACCCUUCUUUGUGUGGUGUGGACAUGGAUCAGGGCAGGAUACCCGCGAGCGAAGCCGCUGACUCUCUCUACAGCCGUCUCCUUGUCCGCGCACUGGCAUUAGCGGAGACUCAAGAUGUCCACCCGCUAGAGCUGAAAGAAGUGCGCUACAUCUGGGGGGACUAUCACGGCCUUGACCUGGACAGCAUAUGGACAGCUGAGUCUUCAGGCCGCCCCAUGGAUGCUUUCGGCGCUGUACCUCAGACCCUACCGUUCUCAUUCAAGUACAACAUACUCUUCCCGCAGCAAAUUCUGGAGAAGAUGGACGUCAACAUAUUCACUCAGAGUCACCGCUACGACACUUGGGUCCUGAACACGCUAUACGCUAAGUUUCGGGGAACAGCAUCCGCACGACAAGGCCUGGAUGGACGGCCUGAGGUUAGCGCUGUCCAUCCAAUGUGGUGCCUCGCGAAUCAUAGCUGCGAUCCAAACGUAAGCUGGGACUGGCGUGGAACCAUGCGUUUUUGGACCCGUGAACAGCUGGUCGACUGGCACGGCAGGGAUGCAGGCAAGACACCCGGGAUCAAGAAAGGCGAGGAGGUCUUUGGGCAUUAUUGCGACGUCCGUUUGCCAGUCACGGAGCGGCGAGAGUGGGCUGUUGGAGCCCUAGGAGGAGACUGCAUGUGCGAGAGGUGCAUAUGGGAAGCUGAAGAGCGGUGUGGUGAACAAUGA